Molecule: messenger RNA, 4651 nt
Organism: Hypanus sabinus (Atlantic stingray)
Lineage: Eukaryota; Metazoa; Chordata; Chondrichthyes; Myliobatiformes; Dasyatidae
Gene: bdnf
Product: brain-derived neurotrophic factor
Exons: 2
Coding region: 286-1044 (252 amino acids)
Biological process (GO): nerve development; negative regulation of neuron apoptotic process; memory
Molecular function (GO): nerve growth factor receptor binding; growth factor activity
Source: RefSeq, a predicted model, not a curated record
UGCGCGUCCGCGCCAGCGAUCACUCAGAGCACAGGGAACUUGACUGAACCUCACAAAGCUCCCUCUCCCUGAACAUACGUGUUACUGCUCUUUCCAGCAAGAUGUGAACGAAAGCUUCCCGUCUUGAACUAUAGGAGUUCCAUCGUUAGCGCUUAGCAGUUCCACACACACAAACUUCUCCGUCUCGAGAUGCUCUGAAAAGGGAGGCGAGGGGCAAUUAAACAUAGCGAGAGUGUUUCCCAUCUCAGGCGAUUGUAACUUAAGUCCCACCAAGUGAGGGGAGUGAUGAACAUCCUGUUCCUUACUAUGGUUAUCUCAUACUUCGGUUGCCUGAAAGCUGCCCCAAUGAAAGACGCCGGAGGCCGAGAUCAUGUCGCCUCGCUCUAUUCCGGGACACUGGACGGUCUGGGCGGCGGAGGAAGGGGAGCGGACGUCUCUCCCCAUGGACUUGGGGUUUUGGCCAACACGGUGGAGCACGUGCUGGAGGAACUCUUGGAGGAGGAGCCCGAGACCCAGCCGAACGACGGCGGGGGAGGAGGAGGAGGAGGAGGCAAGGACGUGGAUUUGUACUCGUCCCGGGUGAUGCUGAGCGGCCAAGUGCCUUUGGAGCCCCCUUUGCUCUUUCUGAUGGAGGAGUACAGGAACUACUUGGAGGCGGCCAACAUGUCAGCGAGGGUUAGACGCCACUCGGACCCGGGCAGACGGGGCGAGCUCAGCGUCUGUGACAGUAUUAGUCAGUGGGUGACGGCCGACAAGAAAAAGACAGCCGUAGACAUGUCGGGCCAGACCGUCAGCGUCCUAGAGAAGAUCCUCGUCCAGAACGGCCAGCUCAAGCAGUACUUUUACGAGACCAAAUGCAACCCCAAAGGUUUCACCAAUGAAGGCUGCAGAGGGAUAGACAAGAAGCAUUGGAACUCACAGUGCAGAACCAGCCAAUCUUACGUGCGAGCUCUCACCAUGGAUAGUAGGAAGAAAAUUGGGUGGAGAUUUAUAAGGAUAGACACGUCGUGUGUAUGUACAUUAACCUUUAAGAGGGGAAGAUAGUGAAUUGGUGUAUAUAGAUUUUAUUGAGAAGUAAUCUAUUUGUAUAUAUUACAUACAGGGUAAAUUAUUCCGUCGAAAUGAUACAGAAAAUUUUAUGGACUGCAUGUAUAAAUGAAGUUUAUACAGUAAAAAAAGUGGUUUUACGGUCUAUUUAUUGAACAUAUCCAUGACCCGAGAAGGGGGGAAGAGAGACAUCCAUAUUGCGCACAACAAAACAAUAAGCCUGUGUUACAUUCCUCAGAAUAUCGUGGUUGAGUGACGUUGCCAAGACAUGAAACGAAAGUUAAAAAAAUAAUACGUAUUGCAUGCUGCUUCCGUUGUUCGAUACGAAUCUGUCCAUUGGAAAGUUCAAGAUACAUUCCGUUUACAUUAGCCAGUAAGUGGUUCUAUUUCUUAUAAGUAUUAUCUUUGUUGACUGCUUUACCUUCUACCGAUGGCGUUGGAAUUAAAAAGUCAAGGUGCUGUCUUCGAUCUUUAUCAGUUUUUUUUUAUUCCCUUGGGAUUUAAAUUAACAGGUUUAAUUCUUGCUGUACAAUGCACCAUUCCAGAAUGAAACCAUUCGUUUUUUUUUCAUUGUUUUCAAAAUCGGACAAAAGGACCAUUGAUGGACCGGCGUGUUCACGUCGAUUCAUUCGCCUUCCAUGCAAAUAAAGUCGGGAGACCACAAAGGCCAGGGCAAAAGUCAUCUGAAUUUCACUGGUUGAAUGCGUUAUACAUAUUGCCUCUAUUGUGUAUUAGUAAUAAACGUGUGGAAGUCUUGCAAACCAUGAACCAUUAUUUGUAUUUGUUGAGAAUAACAAGCACGCUUAUGGAAUUGGGGAGAGAAGGUUAUUCUAAGUUUUGAAAAUGAAACAGGAGGGCAACUCUCUGGAGUCGCACCUGGGUUUACAUCUUGCCCCGGUGUUGAAGUGACUUUCUGGUAAAUUUGUCCAAGCUCAGUGUCCGUCUUACUUGAAUUACUUAGCAGGGAAUGUCCAAAGGAUUCUCCUCAUCACACCAACUUCUGAGCACAUACGUAUUUCACAGUCAUGCUGCUGUUAUAUUUUGCACCAGAGCAUAAACGCCAAUCGACCACCUGAAAUAGUUCAAAGUGAAUUUGAACAGUCUCAUUUGAGACUCAUUAUCUUGCGGGCGUACUCAAUGAAUAACAAUAAUCAUUCUAGAACCAAAGUGCAAAAGACAACAGCCUGUGCAACUACAAAAAGAAAGAAAUAAUGAAUAAAUCAGCAAUAAAUAUCAAGAACACGAGAGGAAGAGUGAGCCCACAGCAUGUGGGAACAUUUCAGUGAUGGGGCAAAUGAAGUUGAGUGGUUAUCCCCGUUGGUUCAGGAGCCUGAUGGUGAAGGGUAAUAACUGUUCCUGGACCUGCUGGUGCCAGUCCUGAGGCUCUCCUAUUUUUUUCCUGACGGCAGCAGUUGAGAAGAGAGCAUGACCUGGGUGGUGGGGGUCCAUGAGAAGGGAGGCUGCUUUCCUGCCACAGUGCUCCCUGAAUAUGUGCUCAGUGAUGGGGAGGGCUGUCAUGUACAAGGGUGUCGGGGCAGAAUCCUUUACAAACCCAACCACUCCCCGGGUCUAAAUGGGGAUCUGGAAAUCUAGAGCAAUACACACAAUGUGCUGGAGGAGCUCAGCAGGUCAGGGUGUGUCAGCAUCUAUGGAUGGGAAUAAACAAUUGAUAUUUUGGGCUGAGACCCUUCAUUAGGAUGGGAAAGGAAAGGUCUUGGCCUGAAAAGACAGCUGUUCAUAAGUCAUAAAUGCUGCCUGACCUUCUGAGCUCCUCCAGCACAUUUUAAUGUAUUGCAUCUCUAAAUAAAAUAAAUAAACAAAUAAAUAGAUAUAGAUAAAUACAAUUAGAUAGAUAGAUAAAUUAAUGUAUUACAGCUCUGCCUCUUGAAUGCCUAUUAAAUCUCAAGAUUUCUUCAAUUUGGAAGAUCUUUUAUUGCAAAGAAAUUCUGGAAAAAAACAUGUUCUGCAAAAGAAAAUAGGAGGAAGCUAAUUGUUAUUAGUGUAUAUUUUUUCAGUCAUCAGAACAUUUACAUGCUAAAACUUCCAUAGUUAGAAAUCUAUUUUUGUCAUUCUCAUUCCACAUCAUGAAAGGAGACCCUUUACCCUAGGCUACUUUAUUAUUUUCUGAACCUUUCAAAUUCCAAAGUCCAAACUAAAAUGAAAAAUUUUUAAGGAACACUUCUUGUGUCCAUGAAAGAGAAGAUUUUGCUCUAUAAUGUAGUUAGCCAAUUUUUACUUACAGUAUUACUUUCCAACGUAAAACAUAUCUGGGAGAACAAAAAUAUCCAAUGAGCUAGUAUCAAAUGGAACUGUUUUCCAUCCUCUGAUAUUACAAUAACACUUUGUACUUUGAAGGGAAAAGGCUACUUUAGUGGUUUGGUUACUGCACUGAUAUCCAGAGAUCUCAGCUACUGAUCCACAGAUGUGUUUUCGGAUCUUAUCCUGGUAGCUGGUGAAUUUAAAAUUCUGUUUAUUAAUAUAUCUGGAAUUUUAAAAAAAAACAACUUGUGUUAGUGACUGGAGCAUAGUAAAAUUUUAAGACCAUAAGACAUAGGAGAAAUUAGGCCAUUCAGCCCAUUGAGUCCGCUCCACCAUUCCAUCAUAGUUGAUGUAUUAUCCCUUUCAAUCCUAUUCUGCGUACUUCUUUCCAUAAUAUUUGAUGCCCUUACUAAUCAAGAACGUGUCAACCUUUACUUUAAAUAUACCCAAUGACUUGGCCUCCACUGCUGUCUGUGACAAUGAAUUCCACAGAUUCACCACCCUCUGGCUUCAAGGAAAGAAGCCCGUUAUCCUUGCUUGAUAUUACAUUAUUCAUGACUCUAGCACCACUACAAUAAGCAUUCCACUAGCUUUCAGGAAGCACAUGACUAUACAGGGAUGGAAGGAUAUGGAGCAAGUGCAGGGUUUGGUUUAAUUUGGCAUUGUGCUUGGCAUGGGCAGCGUGGCAGAAGGGCCUGUUCUAUGUUCUUAACUACUCUCUGAAAUGGCCCACUGUGACAGGGUUUGUAGGAAGGACAACAGAUGUUUGCUUAGCCUGCAAAGUUCACAGCCCAAAAAUUAACAAAUAUAAAAAGGCAAAAUGCUCAACACCAUGCAUAAAAAGAAUUAAAGCAUAUUUUUGUACAUAACAAUCUGUUUUACUUUCCAUAUAGAUAGAAUAGGGUAUAACUCAAAGUUAGUAAGCCAACAGAAUGCUAUAAAAAUGCAUUUCUGACUUUCCUAUUUGCUGUUUUCAGAGUGGGGGAUUGAACAGAAAGGAUGUACAAAUGGGGGAUAGUUACAGUACUUUGUGAGGAGGGUGAAAGGUCUGUUUGACUCCCACAAUAAGUCCCUUACUCUGCUAAAUGGUUAAUGAAGGAAUCAGACAAAGUUUGGUUCAUGAUCAAGUUACCUUCUCACCUCAUUCUUAAAGGAUGCCUUUGACAUUUGGAAGGGAAGGGAUCCUACCCGAGGGAAAGAAACGGAGAAUAUCAGGGAUAAGUUUUACAUUCCUAGAUUACUUUUAUACAUAAGCGGAAUAAAUUGGACCACAAACUCAUCCUUGUUUGUCACUAGCAGUUUUCUUUCCACUAAAAGAUUUGUUCAAAUUCUUGAGUAACCUAUG